AUGGCAAACUACACCACCUCCGACGCAGCAUCCUAUAUUCGCGCCUUCCUCUCCACAGCAGCCGCGUCAGGGAAACGCGCCGUGAAACUGAUUGUCCCGCUCCACAGCGGAUACAUAAUCCGCUCGAAUAUCAUCCCACUGCGACUCCGCGACUCGCAGCACAUCGAGUCGGCCAUCUCCUUCGCCCAACCGCUACAGACCUACAACGGCCAACGUGUUUCCAUCUCGACUUCAACGGACUUAACAACACUCAUUUCGGCUGCCACCGCCGGCCUAAUCCUCUACCCUGACAGCACACCGGGAAGCGACGCGGUCGAGUCAGACCUAGACAACAGACUCUCCUUCCCCUGGAUCCAACCCGGCACCCCCCAACGCAAGACCCUGGCUCUAGUCGACGCUAACAGCGCCCAUCCUCAAGACGGGCUCGGCUUCUACCGCGCCGCGCGUGAGCUAGGCAUCAACGUAGUGGUGCUAGAGAAUGCAGGGCACUGGCUCGAGGACCCGGCACAGACCCACUGGCGUGAGGCAUUCAUUCCGACGCGCUUGACGAACCCGCCGGAACCCGACGUAGGGAGCCACAUCCUGGCCUCGCUGCGGGCGUAUGGGAAACCCGUAGAUGGGAUCGUGACAUUCGCUGACUCGUUCUGGUACUACAUUGCGCAGAUCGCGCCGGUGCUUGGGCUGCAGACGACACCGCCGGACUCGCUCCGCAUCGCGACGAAUAAGUUUCUCACGAGCAAGCAUGUGGGCCACGAGGCAUACUCUGCAAGCAGCCUUGAUGAAGCGUUCGCCAUUGCAGAGAAGGUGGAUCUCCCCUAUCCGCUUAUUGUCAAGCCAUGCGACGGCUGGAGCUCUGAAGGUGUAUCCCGAGUCGACACUCCCGAUGCGCUCCCAGCCGCUAUCAAGUCCAUCGACACCUUGCGCCAUGGCACUGAAUUUGUAAUAGAGCGGUACUGCUCCGGUCCCGAGGUAGACGUCAAUCUAGUCCUUCUAGAUGGCGAAAUUCUCUUCGCAGAGGUCUGCGAUGACCUUCCUAAGUCCGCCGACAUCAACGGGCCAACCGUAGGCUCACUAACAAACUUCCACGAGCUGAAUAGCGUCUACCCCUCUGCUCUUCCCGAGAAAGAACUUGAUCUCCUCAUUACCAGCUUUGCAGGCACGCUGUCAUCCCUGGGGAUUCGGAACGGGGUCAUGCACCUAGAAGGCCGAGUCGAGAACUCGACAAUGGACUACCGUGAAGCUAACGGCAUCAUCGAUCUGCACCAGCGCAACGAUGUCUCCCGGUCCCAUCAACCUUCAGCCUGGCUAAUCGAAAUAAACCCCCGCCCGCUCGGCAUGACCGGCUCACACAUCAUCGAAUCCACCUACGGCAUCGACUACUGGGCCCUGGCUGCCAUCCUAGGCGUCAACGACAAACCCCGAGCUCGCGCCCUCGCGGUUCCCUACAAAUCUGGCCCCCAAUAUACAGCAAUCAUGGUCUUCAUCCCGGCGGACUUCUCCAUAGAAAGCGAGGGGAUCUUCGUCAGCGACGAUAUCUGCGCGGAUUUGAUUGCGCGCCGACCAGAUUUGGGGCAGAGUAUUAGUCGGUGUGCGACCCUUGUGAAACGCGGGGAGAAGGUGAGACAUCCGAGUACAGGGAAGCAUACGUUUUUGGCGUAUUUCAAUGUGUUUUCGCGUGUGGGACGGGCGGAGGCGUUGAGGUUGGCGAGGGAGGUGAGGGAAGAGGUUAGGUAUUCUUUUAUUUAGGGACAAUGGUCAGUGGCAAUGGUUGCUACCGAUAUCCUCAACCAUUAUCUACCUGGACAGUCCGUAAAAGGUCUAUGUGCGUUAGUGAGAGGCUUGGAUGUGCAGUGUCGGGAUAUGGAGUUAGGGCCGACGUUACAUUCGGACCGAAGGCUUAAUCCUUAGCUAUACAUCUAGGUAGUAUAGUA
Messenger RNA from Aspergillus caelatus, 1931 nucleotides. It is a transcript of the gene fmpC, whose product is annotated as ATP-grasp enzyme fsqD. NCBI's taxonomy places the organism in Eukaryota, Fungi, Ascomycota, Eurotiomycetes, Eurotiales, Aspergillaceae. Gene Ontology annotation, molecular function: metal ion binding; ATP binding. The transcript is spliced from 2 exons. The record is from RefSeq and is a predicted model, not a curated record. Bases 1 to 1746 code for a protein of 581 amino acids.